UUUUAUUUGUCCAUUGUUGAAACAAAACUCACGUACAUAUUAAUUCACUGUAUGGAGGUGGAUGUAGAGGGAGCUAACCAACUAAUGGAAGUAACUGGCAUCAAUUGGGCAAACAUCUGUUUAUGUCGCGUUUACUGCUAGUUGACUUUUGUGUGCCCAGCAACAUAAACCUGAAGUGUAAGAGCAACCAAAAUUGGUGUGUUUUUUUACUUUUCAUUCGUUUUUUUAACAGUCAUACACAACUUUUAGAGAGGCUGUUUGCAACUUACUCAAAGUAAAAAAAAAAUUGAAAUAACUAUACCAAGAACACAACCGGCUAGCAUGUUGCCAUUAGACAGUAUUUUUCCUAAAUGUACUUGUCAUCAAUCUGUGCUAAUGAAGAGCAGCUUGUAGGUUCAAUGUGUUAGUUGCUCAGACAGCACUGAGUUUAUUGAAGUUUCAACGUUAAUGUCUUAUGUAUUCAUGUCAGACCAGGGUGUCAAAACAUAUUCUACUGGAAAAAAUCAAAUGAUGCGGCGGCCAUUUCGAUUUUUGUAAUGAUCAAAAUAAAUACAAUAUCAAUAUAUAUAUAUAUAUAUAUAUUUUAACCUUUAGGACUCUGCUUAAGUUUGGUUCCAGUGACUUGGAAGGGUGUCAGUCAUAAAAAAAAAUGUUGUUGUUGUAAUUGUUGUGCCCAAAAAGUGUUUAUACUGUUAGUAUUGUACUAAUUAUGUACCAGCUGUUUGAUUGUAACAUGCAUUUUUGUUGUAAAUUUGAAUAACAAAAUUGGAGACGUAAUCGCCAUGUAAAAUUGCUAAUGCGGAUCAGAAGCAUGUCAAUAGCAAAGCCAAUGUGUAUGGCAGUAGCAUCAAGCUAACACAAAAGUUGAGCAUUACAUAGCUUAUGUUGGAGCGUUUUUGAGUCAAUUGCUGUGUUGGCAAUGCAAAUUGCAACAUUACCUCAUAGUAGUUUGGCUGAGUCUGCUCUCACAUGCAACCCAGGUACUAAAACAUGGCACCGUUGGAUUUUACCUGAAUCAGUGCUUGGUAGGGCCAGCGGGAUCCGGUUGGUGCCAAAAAAGUACCAUGCUUGGUAGCCAUCCCUAGCGUCCUUAUUCAAGCUUGAACAAUACAGGAGCCUCCAGCUCGGUUUAAGCCAUGGGUCUCAGACACGCGGCCCGCGAGACGUUAUUUUGCGGCCCACACCUUUAAUAUGAAAGUUUAAAGGCCUACUGAAACCCACUACUACCCACCACGCAGUCUGAUAGUUUAUAUAUCAAUGAUGAAAUAUUAACAUUGCAACACAUGCCAAUACGGCCUUUUUAGUUUACUAAAUUGCAAUUUUAUAUUUCCCGGGACUUUUUUCUUGAAAACAUUGCGAAAUGAUGACGUGUACGCGUGACGUCACGAGCUGUUAGGAAGUAUGAGCGCUGCGUACACGCACAGCUAAAAGUCGUCUGCUUUAAUCGCAUAAUUACACAGUAUUUUGGAGAUCUGUGUUGCUGAAUCCUUUGCAAUUUGUUCAAUUAAUAUUGGAGAAGUCAAAGUAGAAAGAUGGAGUAGGGAAGCUUUAGCCUUUAGCCAGACAAACACACAGUGAUUCCUUGUUUAAAAUUCACGGAGGUGAAACUUUACUAUGGAUCACAGCGAACAUGGAUCCAACCGAAUGUCAACCAGCAGGUUUCGGUAAGAAAAUUGUGGUAAAAAGUCGCUUCUUACCGGAGAUCAGCCGAGCUUGUGCCACCCAUAAAGCUGCCGUCGACUUCCCUGAGACACUGCGCGUCAACACACCUGUGGACACACACCUCCGACUAUCAGCUGCCGUCGACUUCCCUGAGACAAUCCGCGUCAACACCUGGCCGUGGACGUACACUUCUCCGACUAUCAGGGAUUUGAGGGGAGCAUUUGGCAGAAGCGGUGGCCGCGCCCAGGAAUUAUUAAGUGUAGCCAAAGUGCGGAGGUCGGAGAGAUAUGUUGAUUUUGACACAGCCGUUUCUCCACAAUUGCCAACAUGCACCAGCACCAAGCAGGCAUCUCGUCAGUGCAGCAGAUAACUAAAAGUGCAGUUGGUCCCAGGUCCAGCACGUCAUCAUUUAAUGAAGACAUUACACAUCCAGUUUGCACCCUUCGCUAGGAGAAGAGAGGUGGGGGCGAGAUCCGUCAGUGUCGGUGAAGUGGUCGCCGCCGCCGGGACGUGUGAACAUUAACGGAGGAAGUAGGAAAUUAACCGGCUGGCCAGCAGCAGGAGGACAAGUGGGGUCACGACAUGGCGGAAGACGACUAUUAGAAGAGGAAAUUCAACAACAUAAGUGACUGCGAGAGGGACAUUCUCUCAUCUCUUCAACUAAACCACCUCCGGAAGAAUGGCAACCUGCCGAAGGUCCGAUGCGGCUUGAUUUUUUUUUUCAAUUGACGCACAGGAGAAAGAGUCACGCUUCAAUCUUUUGUUUUUUUAUUUUCACGUGGAGGAACUUUUCAAUGCCUUUUUAAUGAUUCGAGACUUGAGCAAAAUGUACCCUCCUGCGCGGCAUCCGGUCGUGCACCAGCCUGGACAGCCGUUUAAGUUCACUGUGUCCGAGUCCUGCGACCGCAUCAAGGAGGAGUUCCAGUUUCUGCAGGCACAGUAUCACAGUCUGAAAAUGGAGUGUGAGAAACUAGCAGGUGAGAAGACGGAGAUGCAGAGACACUAUGUCAUGUACUACGAAAUGUCGUAUGGACUUAACAUUGAGAUGCACAAACAGGCGGAGAUUGUCAAGCGGCUGAACGCAAUCUGCGCCCAAGUCAUCCCCUUCCUCUCUCAAGAGCAUCAGCAGCAGGUGGUGCAAGCAGUGGAGAGGGCCAAGCAGGUCACCAUGGCUGAACUCAACGCCAUCAUUGGACAGCAGCAGCUCCAAGCUCAGCACCUCUCCCACAGCCACGCCAUCCCCAUCCCGCUCACGCCUCACCCAGCAGGUCUUCAGCCCCCCUUGGGCCCUGGCGCCAGUACCGCCAGCCUGCUGGCGCUCUCCUCUGCCCUGGGUCAUCAGCUGCCCCUCAAAGACGAGAGGAAACACCAGGACAGCGCCGAAGAACACCCAAGAGAGAGAGACUCAACCAAGAGCUCAUCCGUGUCACCGUCAGCCACUUUUCGGACUGGAGAGAAGCAUAGAGGCUCGAGCGAUUACACCACAGACAGCAAGAAGCAGAAGACAGACGAUAAAGAGUUGGGCUCGUCGCGCUACGAGAGUGACGGAGAGAAGAGCGAUGACAACUUGGUAGUGGACGUCUCCAAUGAGGAUCCAGCGACUCCCAGAGGAAGUCCCACCCACUCUCCCCGGGAGAAUGGUUUGGACAAAAGUCGCCUGCCGAAGAAAGACGCACCCUUGAGUCCCUCCUCCGUCGCUUCCUCCAGCAGCACACCUUCAUCCAAGUCCAAAGAGAUUAAUUUGAAUGAAAAAUCCACAACACCCGUUUCUAAGUCCAGCACUCCCACUUCGCGCUCUGAUGCGCCCACGCCCAGCAGUGCCACUACUACCCCGGGCCUGAGGGCUGCCCCCAGUAAGUCAUCCGGAGUGGAGACAUUAGCCCCUGGUCUCCGCACACCUCUGGCGGUGCCGUGUUCGUACCCUGGUCCAUUUGGAAUCGUCCCUCACCUGGGCAUGAACGGUGAACUGAGUGGAGCGGGCGCCGCCUACAGCGGCUUGCAUAACAUGACCACGGUGGCCGCAGCAGCUGUCGCCGCUUACGGACGCACACAAGUGGUUGGGUUUGAUCCUCACCACCACAUACGUGUCCCUGGUCUUCCUCCUAACCUGUCAGGCAUUCCAGGCGGAAAACCAGCCUACUCCUUUCACGUGAGCGCUGACGGACAGAUGCAGCCAGUACCUUUCCCUCCUGACGCGCUGAUCGGCCCUGCGAUCCCACGCCACGCGCGGCAGAUCAAUACUCUCAAUCACGGGGAGGUGGUGUGCGCCGUGACUAUCAGCAACCCAACACGUCAUGUUUACACCGGCGGCAAGGGCUGCGUGAAGGUGUGGGACAUCAGUCACCCUGGAAACAAGACCUCCGUGUCCCAACUGGACUGCUUGAAUAGAGACAACUACAUCCGCUCGUGUCGACUGCUUCCUGACGGACGGACGCUCAUCGUCGGAGGCGAGGCAAGCACUUUGUCAAUCUGGGACUUGGCCACGCCGACGCCUCGGAUUAAGGCAGAACUGACCUCGUCGGCUCCUGCGUGUUACGCGCUAGCCAUUAGUCCCGACUCCAAAGUGUGCUUUUCCUGCUGUUCAGAUGGAAAUAUAGCCGUGUGGGAUCUUCACAACCAGACUCUGGUGAGGCAGUUCCAGGGCCACACGGACGGAGCGAGCUGCAUAGACAUCUCCAAUGAUGGCACCAAGCUUUGGACAGGAGGUCUGGACAACACCGUCCGCUCCUGGGAUCUCCGAGAGGGCCGGCAGCUGCAGCAGCAUGACUUCACCUCACAGAUCUUCUCGCUGGGCUACUGUCCAACUGGCGAGUGGCUGGCGGUGGGGAUGGAGAACAGCAACGUAGAGGUCCUGCACGUCUCCAAACCUGACAAGUACCAGCUUCACCUUCAUGAAAGCUGCGUGCUGUCGCUUCGUUUUGCUCACUGCGGAAAGUGGUUCGUCAGCACAGGAAAAGACAAUCUGCUUAACGCAUGGAGAACCCCGUAUGGAGCCAGCAUAUUCCAGUCCAAGGAGUCUUCGUCAGUGCUGAGCUGCGACAUCUCCGUGGAUGACAAGUACAUUGUGACGGGCUCGGGAGACAAGAAAGCCACUGUCUAUGAGGUCAUAUACUAAGGGAGGGGGCGGAGUCAUCCCAUCCAAGGCACUGUUCAAUACCGUAUUUAAGUACUUUUUUUUAAAAAGCUGCUCCUAACCAAGCAGCGAUAUUUUGUUUUUUAACGAGUGAAUGUCGAUAUCCACUGAGCAAAUAUUAACUUAUUUUUUUCUAAUUUCUGCUUUUUGGAUUCCUGAAAGUGGGGCCUAUGUUUGUUUGUUGCGUUCUUGUCUUUUCUCGCUUGAAAGGAGGCAAACAUCAACAUAAACAAAUAUAAAUACACA
Nerophis ophidion (straightnose pipefish) is the source of this 5041-nucleotide messenger RNA. Its product is annotated as transducin-like enhancer protein 4. Gene Ontology annotation, cellular component: nucleus; transcription regulator complex. The record is from RefSeq and is a predicted model, not a curated record. Gene Ontology annotation, biological process: negative regulation of canonical Wnt signaling pathway; regulation of DNA-templated transcription. NCBI's taxonomy places the organism in Eukaryota, Metazoa, Chordata, Actinopteri, Syngnathiformes, Syngnathidae. The coding region runs from base 2468 to 4777 and encodes 769 amino acids. Gene Ontology annotation, molecular function: protein binding; transcription corepressor activity. The transcript has 25 exons.